Messenger RNA from Egretta garzetta (little egret), 939 nucleotides. It is a transcript of the gene LHX8, whose product is annotated as LIM homeobox 8. The coding region runs from base 1 to 939 and encodes 312 amino acids. Gene Ontology annotation, cellular component: nucleus. The record is from RefSeq and is a predicted model, not a curated record. Gene Ontology annotation, biological process: regulation of transcription by RNA polymerase II; forebrain neuron development; neuron differentiation. Lineage: Eukaryota; Metazoa; Chordata; Aves; Pelecaniformes; Ardeidae. The transcript has 8 exons. Gene Ontology annotation, molecular function: RNA polymerase II transcription regulatory region sequence-specific DNA binding; DNA-binding transcription factor activity, RNA polymerase II-specific.
AUGAAGACAAACGAGCGGCGAGCGCGAGUGGAGUUACUGCGGGCGUGGGAGCGUGUGGAAGCCCGAAGGGUAGCUGCCUGCUCGCCCGUGAGAUCCGGGCCUCGGAGGAAAACCGAACCGACGCUUACGUGUUGGGUAAACGACCUCUGCUGGCAUGUGCGCUGUCUCUCGUGCAGUGUUUGCAGAACGUCUCUAGGAAGGCAUACCAGCUGUUACAUCAAAGAUAAAGAUAUCUUCUGCAAACUUGAUUAUUUCAGGCGGUAUGGCACCCGCUGUUCCCGCUGCGGGAGGCACAUUCAUUCUACUGACUGGGUCCGAAGGGCUAAAGGAAACGUGUACCACUUGGCGUGCUUCGCCUGCUUCUCCUGCAAAAGACAGCUUUCUACGGGCGAGGAGUUUGCUUUGGUUGAAGAGAAAGUCCUUUGCAGAGUACAUUAUGACUGCAUGUUGGACAAUCUGAAAAGAGAAGUUGAAAAUGGUAAUGGGAUUAGCGUGGAAGGAGCAUUGCUAACAGAACAAGAUGUUAAUCAUCCAAAACCAGCAAAAAGAGCUCGGACCAGCUUCACAGCAGAUCAACUCCAGGUUAUGCAAGCACAGUUUGCUCAGGACAACAAUCCAGAUGCACAAACGCUUCAGAAACUGGCAGAAAGAACAGGCUUGAGCAGGCGUGUUAUACAGGUGUGGUUUCAAAAUUGCAGAGCACGCCAUAAGAAACAUGUUAGUCCUAAUCAUUCAUCUACUGCUCCUGUCACAGCAGUUCAGCCCUCCAGGCUGUCUCCACCCAUGUUAGAAGAAAUGGCAUACUCUGCAUACGUACCCCAGGAUGGGACUAUGUUAACAGCUCUACACAGCUAUAUGGACGCUCAUUCACCUACAGCUCUUGGACUCCAGCCUUUGCUACCCCAUUCAAUGACACAGCUGCCAAUAAGUCACACCUAA